Molecule: messenger RNA, 4500 nt
Organism: Bufo gargarizans (Asiatic toad)
Lineage: Eukaryota; Metazoa; Chordata; Amphibia; Anura; Bufonidae
Product: chromodomain-helicase-DNA-binding protein 5
Exons: 29
Biological process (GO): chromatin remodeling; negative regulation of transcription by RNA polymerase II
Cellular component (GO): NuRD complex; nucleus; chromatin
Molecular function (GO): ATP binding; chromatin binding; ATP hydrolysis activity
Source: RefSeq, a predicted model, not a curated record
AGGGGGGACAUUAUUUCCCUAAAUAAUAGAAAUUAGCAGCCAUCUUUCCUAAAAAAAAAGCCUCACCCCUUGUGCACAGCCUUUAUCGGUGCCUGCUCGCGAGCCCCCUCCUGGCAUCCCAUGGGUUAAUAGCCGGGGUGCGAAGAAAGGGAUCACGAUUGCAAUAUAAACUGCAGUCAAUCAGGGGGAGGGGGCCAUGAGAGGGCCACUGGGGAACGAAGAGGAUCCGAUGGAGGACAUGGAGAAUGAAGACAUGUCAGAGGAUGAAGAUCUGGGUAUGGAGGCCAUAGAUGACUUCUUUCCUGACGAACAGGUCACCAUUCAAAAAAGAAAAAAGUCCAAAAAGUCUAAGGAAAAUAAAGUGACCAAGACAAAAAGAAGGAAAAAAGAGGGAAGUGAUGAGGAUCCAUCAGAAAUUGAAGAUGAGAUCGAGGUGGAGAAGUCAGAAAGUGAUGGCAGUGACUACGCCCCCAAUAAGAAAAAGAAGAAAAAAAUGAAGGAGAAGAAAGAGAAGAAAUCAAAACGAAAAAAGAAGGAUGGAGAAGAUGAAGACAAUGAAGAAGGAUGUGUAAAGGAGCCAAAGACCUCAGCACAGCUGAUGGAGGAAUGGGGACUGGACAACGUGGACUAUGCCUUCUCCGAGGAAGACUACCAUACACUGACCAAUUACAAGGCAUUCAGUCAGUUUCUCAGACCUUUAAUAGCAAAGAAAAACCCUAAGAUUCCAAUGUCCAAGAUGAUGACCGUGCUGGGCGCCAAAUGGCGGGAAUUCAGUGCCAAUAACCCGCUAAAGGGCAGCUCGGCAGCUGCGGCUGCUGCUGCUGUGGCUGCGGCUGUUGAGACUGUGGCAGUUGCUACUCCGCUGUUAGUUCCUCCUCCACCAUCUGCUCAACCGCCUCCUAUAAGAAAGGCCAAGACCAAGGAAGGGAAAGGGCCCGGUGUUAGGAAAAAAUCUAAAUCCAAAGACUCAAAGAAGAAAGGAAAAGGAAAGAAACUUGCAAAUCUGAAGUUUAAAUUUGGAGGCAUGGCAAGCAAAAGGAGAAAAGGCUCUUCGAGUGAAGAGGACGAGAGAGAGGAGUCGGACUUUGACAGCUCCAGUAUCAACAGCUCCUCUAUCCGGUCGGAUAUUCUAGCAAAGAAAGGAAAACGAGGGAAGAAAAAAAGUAAAAGGAUUGAAGUUGGAGAAGGAGACGGAUAUGAAACAGACCACCAGGACUACUGUGAAGUCUGUCAGCAGGGAGGAGAGAUAAUACUUUGUGACACGUGUCCUCGUGCCUAUCACCUUGUCUGCCUGGAUCCAGAGCUGGAGAAAGCCCCUGAGGGCAAGUGGAGCUGUCCUCACUGCGAGAAAGAAGGCAUCCAAUGGGAGCCAAAGGAAGAAGAGGAGGAUGAAGAGGAUGCUGGAGAGGAAGAGGAUGAAGAAGAUGACCAUAUGGAGUUUUGUCGUGUCUGUAAAGAUGGAGGGGAGCUCCUGUGUUGUGACACUUGCCCCUCCUCCUACCAUUUGCACUGUCUUAACCCACCUUUGCCUGAAAUACCAAACGGGGAAUGGUUAUGCCCGCGCUGCACUUGUCCGCCUUUAAAAGGCAAAGUUCAAAGGAUUCUUCAUUGGGUAUGGAGAGAACCCCCUACAUGCAUAUCAGGACCUCCAGAUGAGAUCGAUCCACUGAUGCCACCUCCAAAGCCCAUGGAAGGCAUUCCGGAACGUGAAUUUUUUGUCAAGUGGGCAGGACUCUCCUAUUGGCACUGCUCAUGGGUGAAGGAGUUACAGCUCGAGCUUUACCACACAGUGAUGUUCCGGAAUUACCAAAGAAAGAACGACAUGGAUGAUCCACCUGCGUUUGAUUAUGGAUCAGGGGAUGAGGAAGGCAAGAGUGAGAAACGGAAAACGAAAGACCCUGAAUAUGCAAAAAUGGAAGAGAAGUAUUAUCGAUAUGGCAUAAAGCCGGAGUGGAUGAUGAUACACCGGAUAAUGAACCACAGCUUUGAUAAGAAGGGAGAUGUUCAUUAUCUGAUUAAGUGGAAGGACCUGCCCUAUGACCAGUGCACUUGGGAAAUUGACGACAUUGACAUUCCAGAUUAUGAAGCUCUAAAACAAGCCUAUUGGGAUCACAGAGAGUUGAUGUUGGGAGACGACUCCAGAACUCCUAGCCAAUUUAAGAAAAACAGGAAAUUAAAGGAAGACCUUUCACAGAAACCUCCUUUAACACCAAUAGUUGAUCCUACAGUUAAAUUCGAUAAGCAGCCAUGGUACAUCAAUGCCACCGGUGGUACGUUGCACCCAUAUCAACUGGAGGGAUUGAACUGGCUUAGGUUCUCAUGGGCACAGGGCACAGACACCAUCCUUGCAGACGAGAUGGGUCUUGGGAAGACUGUCCAAACUAUCGUGUUCCUCUACUCCUUGUAUAAAGAGGGCCAUUCUAAAGGUCCUUACCUUGUCAGUGCUCCCUUGUCCACAAUCAUCAACUGGGAGCGGGAAUUUGAAAUGUGGGCACCGGAGUUCUACGUGGUCACUUACACCGGUGAUAAGGACAGCCGCGCCGUCAUCAGAGAGAAUGAAUUCUCCUUUGAGGACAAUGCCAUCAAGAGCGGGAAGAAGGUGUUUCGAAUGAAAAAAGAAGCGCAAAUAAAAUUCCACGUGCUCCUCACAUCUUAUGAGCUCAUCACCAUUGACCAUGCCAUUCUGGGCUCCAUUGAAUGGGCAUGUCUUGUGGUGGAUGAAGCUCACCGACUGAAAAACAACCAGUCAAAAUUCUUUAGGGUAUUAAAUAGCUACAAGAUUGACUACAAACUGCUGCUAACUGGAACCCCGCUGCAGAAUAACCUGGAGGAGCUCUUCCACCUUCUUAACUUCCUCACUCCUGAAAGAUUCAACAAUCUGGAUGGCUUCCUGGAAGAAUUUGCUGACAUCUCUAAGGAAGACCAAAUUAAAAAACUUCAUGACUUACUAGGGCCUCACAUGCUGCGGAGGCUGAAAGCAGAUGUCUUCAAGAACAUGCCAGCCAAAACAGAAUUAAUAGUGCGAGUGGAGCUUAGCCAAAUGCAGAAGAAGUAUUAUAAGUUCAUUUUAACCAGAAAUUUUGAAGCCUUGAAUUCCAAAGGAGGUGGAAACCAGGUCUCCUUGCUGAAUAUAAUGAUGGAUUUAAAGAAGUGCUGCAAUCACCCGUACCUCUUUCCUGUUGCUGCUGUGGAGGCUCCAGUCUUGCCAAAUGGAUCUUAUGAUGGGAGUUCCUUAGUGAAAUCGUCUGGAAAAUUAAUGCUGCUACAGAAGAUGUUGAAAAAGUUAAAGGAUGAAGGACACAGAGUCCUCAUUUUUUCACAGAUGACUAAAAUGCUGGAUUUACUUGAAGACUUUCUUGAGUAUGAAGGCUAUAAGUACGAGCGAAUAGACGGAGGAAUUACAGGAGGGCUGCGUCAGGAGGCAAUUGACAGGUUUAAUGCUCCAGGUGCUCAGCAGUUUUGUUUUUUAUUGUCUACCCGAGCUGGAGGAUUAGGAAUAAACUUAGCUACUGCAGAUACUGUCAUUAUUUAUGACUCAGACUGGAACCCGCACAACGAUAUACAGGCUUUCAGCCGUGCUCACAGAAUCGGGCAGAAUAAAAAAGUCAUGAUAUAUCGGUUUGUCACCAGAGCCUCCGUAGAGGAAAGGAUUACCCAGGUGGCAAAGAGGAAAAUGAUGCUGACCCAUCUAGUAGUACGGCCAGGUCUGGGGUCCAAAUCCGGCUCCAUGUCAAAGCAGGAACUGGACGAUAUCUUGAAAUUUGGAACAGAAGAGCUUUUCAAGGAUGAUGUUGAAGACCAUCACUGUGGCAACUUAACCAUAUGCAAGAAAACUGGUGACAAUAAGGACGUUGAAGACAGCAGUGUCAUCCAUUACGAUGAUGGUGCCAUCUCAAAACUUCUGGAUAGAAACCAGGACGCCACCGAGGACACAGAAAUCCAGAACAUGAAUGAAUAUCUGAGUUCUUUCAAAGUGGCGCAGUAUGUCGUGCGAGAAGAUGACGGAGUGGAGGAGGUUGAACGGGAAAUUAUUAAACAAGAAGAGAAUGUCGAUCCUGAUUAUUGGGAGAAGCUCCUUCGUCAUCAUUAUGAACAGCAGCAGGAAGAUCUGGCAAGGAAUCUUGGAAAAGGAAAAAGAAUCCGCAAGCAAGUGAACUACAACGAUGCUUCACAGGAGGACCAAGAAUGGCAAGAUGAACUUUCUGACAACCAAUCAGAAUAUUCCAUUGGUUCAGAGGAUGAAGAUGAAGACUUUGAAGAGAAGCCUGAAGGUCAGAGUGGGAGGAGACAAUCUCGUAGACAACUGAAAAGUGACAGAGACAAGCCUCUUCCUCCGCUUCUUGCUCGGGUUGGAGGAAAUAUUGAGGUUCUUGGGUUUAAUGCUCGACAACGCAAGGCCUUCUUAAAUGCUAUAAUGAGGUGGGGGAUGCCCCCACAGGAUGCCUUUAAUUCACACUGGCUUGUCCGGGAUCUCCGAGGAAAGAGUGAGAAAGAAUUUAG